Haliotis rubra (blacklip abalone) is the source of this 2518-nucleotide messenger RNA. RefSeq names its product solute carrier family 49 member 4 homolog. The record is from RefSeq and is a predicted model, not a curated record. Lineage: Eukaryota; Metazoa; Mollusca; Gastropoda; Lepetellida; Haliotidae. Gene Ontology annotation, biological process: transmembrane transport. Gene Ontology annotation, molecular function: transmembrane transporter activity. Bases 275 to 1870 code for a protein of 531 amino acids. The transcript has 11 exons. Gene Ontology annotation, cellular component: intracellular membrane-bounded organelle; membrane.
AUGACAAUCAUGAAAGCCACUCUUCAACCGUCAACCUGUGCACAAAAAUAGGUCGGUGCUGCAUCACUGGUAUUACGGCGUUAAUGGGGGUGGAGUGAAAGUUGUUGAAGGUAGGCAGUGGAUUAACGGCGUCAUCAUUCAAAGUUGAACUAUCUGUUGACCACUGAGAUAUCUCAGUUACCUCGGAUGGUGAUAACGUUAGAGAUACCAUCCAUGUGUAUGGGCGCAGUCAAUACCUCGGUCAGUCCACAGCUGAUUCAAGCCUCAGGACAAGAUGGAAAGCGUCAGUAAAACAGAUUCAGUUCAGAACAGCGAAAUGGAGGACGGGGAACGUGUUGAUGUCCCGCAACCUUCGUUAUCCAGCUCAGAUAAAGAAAACAAGAAACCCAGUGAACGUAAAGCCUCCAUGGCAUCUAGGGUAUUAGAUGAAAAUUCUCCUCUGUUAGAUCCCUCAAGGAACAUUACGUGUUACAAGCGAAGGUGGUAUGUUUUGGUGGUGUUCUCCUAUGCUGCGCUUCUUCAGACAGCCGUGUGGAACACAUUCGGACCUAUUGCUCAGUCAGCUGAGGCUGUGUUCGGGUGGUCGGAUGCCAAUAUAGGCAUGUUGAACAACUGGGGGAAUAUUGUGUACGUUGUGUCUAUGUUUCCAGUCGCCUGGCUGAUGGAUGUCAAAGGACUACGGGUAUCAAUGCUGUUGUGCUCUGUGCUGCUGGUGUUUACGACCGCCAUACGAUGCAUCACCAGUGACCCAGUACCAGCCACAUGGUUGAUGAACACCGCAGCUUUAGUAGUUGGCAUGGCUGGUACUGUACCUAUGGCCGGCCCCGCCCUUUUCUCCGCCACGUGGUUUCCCCCCAAUCAGAGGGCCACUGCAACAGCCGUGUCAACUAUCUUUAGCUACAUUGGCAUAUCAGUGGGCUUUAUUAUUGGUCCGCUCUUGGUGCCACAGCCAGAUGAACCAUCCUUGAACAUGACCGACAUACGACCUUUAAAUUCAAGUCGAUUCAACUCCAGUGGAUUCAAACUGACGCCAGCCGCUAACAUAUCCGAGGUGAGAAGCGGUAUCAUGAGACUCAUGUAUACAGAAUGUGCCAUGUGUGUGUUGCUGCUGCUCCUGGUGGUGGUGUACUUCCCCGCCAAGCCUCCGUCUCCCCCAAGUCUCACAGCGUCCAUAGGGAGGAUAAGCUACCUACAGGGGAUCAGAGGAUUAUUCACGCAUAGACGCUUCUGGGUGAUAAUGACGGCCUUCAGUAUACCAACGGGAGUUUACCUCGUGUUUGGAGCUGUGCUGGAUGUCGUCCUGAAUGGUGUUGGUAUAUCACAGGACCAUGCCGGUUGGAUUGGUUUUUAUGCUACGGUGGGUGGCUGUGUAGCGGCACUGCUGAUGUCCAGGAUUGCUGACCUGUUUCUACGUCACAUGAAGAUGAUGCUCUUGCUGCUAUUCGUCUUAGCAACAGGCGCCACAGCCUGGUUUGUCUUACUUUGGCUGUCCUACAUUCCUUUCAGUUUGGUGUCGCUGUACCUGUCCUGCAUCUUGAUGGGAGUCUUCAUCAAUGCUUCUAUACCUCUGUUCUACGAGCUUGGGUGUGAGGCGUCUUAUCCUAUUGCUGAGGGAGUGACGGUCGGUGUCCUCACCAUCGCCAACAACCUGACUGGUGUCAUCUUCCUUUCUGUGCUGCAGAUCCCGAAAAUAGGUGUUGAGUGGAUGAACUGGACCAUGCUGGGCUCCAUAGCAGUUGCCGUUCCUCUACUUCUGUUGUUCAAAGAGAAUUACACCCGGACUGACAUCGACACACAAGAGAUCAUUGUUCCAGAGCCUGAUGAGGGUGGUGCUGCGUCGAUCAAUAGCAGCAUAAACGUUGGCUCAUAGGAAAACAUCAAACAUUUUGACAGUGUAAUCAAACACUCCUUUGACUCGGAGCUGAUUGGUGAACCUGUGGCUUGCAGUUUCAUACUGUGGCUCUAUUGCACUGGUGUGAUUGAACAUGUGAUUCCCAUGGAUGUGGAAAAGUUUGGCGCUUCCGUCAUGGAGAUUUACAAACAUGUUUCCAUGGAGGAAAGCUAUGACACUCACAAUCACGUGAAGACUUUCAAUCCAGGGAUAUAAUCACCAGCAAAAUGUAAUCCACCUGUUGGGUGCAAACAUUUGCUUUUUGCUCCUUUUUCAUAAAAAAGACACAUGUACACCAAGAAUAACAUGCCUGGGGAGAAGACAAAAUGUCAAUUGUUGAUGACUAAUUACAACGUUUGUAUGAGAUAAUAUUCUAUUUUCGUUGUUGUUGUUGUUGUCGUCGUUUGUCGUUUGCAAACGAUGUUGACUACGCUCUGAUCCAAGGGAAAUACUCGCACUUUGUAAAACCAUUAAUGAAUCUUUGGUUUUGUAGUAGUACAAGCAGUACAUGGAUAGUACACGUGUACUACCUGAUCUGUUCCUUCGCCUGAGGUGAAACUUCAGCUUUGAGCAAAUUAAAAUAUUCUAACUCUGGGAUUAGAUCUUUGAAUAAAGCACUAAAUUAGC